AUGACGCAGCGCAUCUCUAGCCAGCGCUUCCGUCAGCGCAAGCUGUCCACCAAGCAGAAUUUGGCCAUCUUGCGCGAAAGUGAGGUCGAAAACCUCGCCGAUGAAGAGGCGCAGCGUCACAUCCCAAAGGUCGAGACCGGUGUUGAGAAGGGCGAAGAGAUAGAACACCAUCUCCAAGCCGUCAUCAACGCGGCUGCCGUCGGCGGCCAGGUCGCGCAGCUCUACAUCCCUACCCCCGAUGCCACCGUGAGUAAGCUGAAGUAUGACGAUGUGUAUCCGAAACGGUGGGUGCAGCCCGCCACGUACAUCCGCUUCUCGUCGACCGUCGAAGACUGCAAAGGUACGCAGUACUGCAUGACGAGUGAGGAUGAGGUUGCGCUCAAAGCUCUGAACGCGAAGAAGCCCGCUGGCCUGCAGUGCACUGAGGACUGGUUCGAGGAGGUCUUCGACUUCUUCGAGCGCACGGCGCAGGAGAAGCAGCCCUUCGCUGCUGUAGACAACACACCAGCCCUGCCAUAUGAGGAGUUUGAAAACAGCUUCGAUGAGACCAUUAGUGAUCCUGCGCGGAAGUUCGCAAAAGACAUCUACGACUACUGGAAGCAACAGCGGAUAAAGCGAGGCAGCCGUAGCUUGACGCCAAUGCUCAAGUUCGAGACCAACCUUGAGACUGAUGACUCGGAUCCGUACGUCUGCUUCAGACGCCGCGAAGUCCGCCAGGCUCGCAAGACUCGCGGCAGAGAUGCCCAAGUGACCGAGAAGCUGAAGAAGCUGAGGCACGAGCUCGAGCAGGCGAGGGAACUGAUGUACUUUGUGAAGCAGCGAGAAUAUGGACGGAGAGACCAGCUGGGCAAUGACAGACUAAUCUUCGAGAAGCGGAUGGAGGUCAAAGAGACCAAGCGCAAUCUUGGCAUCAAGGGUGACGACGAAGAUCUCAUCAACCAGAGACCUGUUCCGAAGCCGAAGCCGAAGCUCGAUCCAAAUGGCCAUCGUGUCCCUCCUGGUAUGGUCUCCAAACCUCAGCUCUCCCGUGUCGAUGGUCGUCCUCUGGACAACGACCUCAUCACCUUGGAGGAGCAGCUCGCGAAGCGGGAAGACGAGAUUACCCGCUCGAUCGAGUCGAACAAGGAGAAGCAUCGCGAGUGGAACAAACACUACGUGGACGUGACUUGGCGAGCCAUCACGCCGCCUCUCGAGGAAGAGAGCCAACCGGCAUUUCGUGCCGCCAUCACAGAGUACUUGCCAACGCCUCCUGCGUCAGUGUCGUCAGAAGAGGCAGCAGAUGCCAACAAGCAGCACCCUGCCCAACCUGAAAAACGUGGUGACGAGAGCACUCUGAUCCGCUACGCCACUCCGCCCCAGGAAACCUUUGUUGGACGGCCGUCAUUCAGGCGAAGGACAGGCCGUGGCGGACGUCUCAUGAUAGAUCGGCGAGGACUGAAGCGGCCCGCAGAUGAGAACAAUGACGAUCGUGUAGCAGAGCGCUUCAAGUACGACCGGGACAGCGACGAAGAAGAAGACGUCAUCCCCAUCGACUUUUACGCUGAUGCUGCAAUCAAAUACCGUAUCCUGAUGGACAGGUCUGUUUCCAGGGAGGCCGCAAUGCAUCAAGCGGUAGCCCGGCGGACUUUGGCUGCUGCAGCAGCCGCAGCUGCGCAAGGAUCACCACACCCUGGACAAGCUGGCCAGCCAACACCACAGAGGAUAACAACCGGGCCCAGCUGA
Messenger RNA from Diplodia corticola, 1722 nucleotides. RefSeq names its product histone acetyltransferase complex component epl1. The record is from RefSeq and is a predicted model, not a curated record. Gene Ontology annotation, cellular component: piccolo histone acetyltransferase complex. The coding region runs from base 1 to 1722 and encodes 573 amino acids. The transcript has 3 exons. Gene Ontology annotation, biological process: regulation of transcription by RNA polymerase II. NCBI's taxonomy places the organism in Eukaryota, Fungi, Ascomycota, Dothideomycetes, Botryosphaeriales, Botryosphaeriaceae.